GUUGUGUCCGACCUCCAUCUUGUCACUGGGCUUCGCGUCAUGGUGGUGGCCCUGAUUCGUCAAAAGGAGGAUUGAUUCAGGCAUCUCUGCAGCAUUGAUUGGCUCUUCACCUUGAUGCUAGCGGUGCAGAAGGAUGCUGUUUUCCACAGCACUAGAGAGCCUUGAGUACAAGAGAUUUUGUAGCCUGGAGUGCUGCAGCUAACGUUCUGGGGACACCCGAGCCUGUACUCAUUCACGAUUUUUGAGGUUAUUGCCUGGAGGAGUAGCUAGGAGGAGCCCAGGCAGUUCUUCAAUUGACGAGCAUCAAAAGGACAGUGAGAUUCAAAGAAACCACACAGAAAGGGCGGAUACAAGUGGUGAGAAGAGUGUUUCAAAGGGUUUGAAGUAAGAAGAGAGGAGGCUCGCAUCGAAGGAAAGGGCAAGAUGCACAUCUACAACGAAUGGCUGCCUCCGGCAAUCGCCGACCAAGCGGCCGAGGCAGAACCCCGCCGCUUCCACUCUCUGGUCCUGGCGCUCCUGGAGGUUCAGAAUCAGGGGGACGUCAAGAGCACUUUAAAGUUUGUGUCGCCCAUCGUCAGUUUCAUCAACUCCCUGACGGAGCUUGAGGCGGAGGAUGUAAAUGCAGUCGCUAAGGUGGCCCUGCAGCUACUGACGAGCUGCCCGGACAAUCUGUUCGCGCAGAUCCGGUGGGGCAGCGUCCUGUCCAAGAUACUCCGUGAGAAGCAUCUGCGCAAGCAGCUGCAGCUUACCAUCCCCUGGCGGCCGCUGUACGAGCUGCUCACAGACGUGCACCUCAGGAGGCGGCACACCUACGAGGGGCUGGCUCUGCACCAGGUCCACGAGCAGACGGUCCUCACUCUAGUUCAGCGGGCCAGAUGCUUUUUCCCCCCAGGGGCCGCUCAGGAGAUCUGGGCGGAGCUCAGCCCGGCCUUCAAGGACCUCGCUCACAACGACGCCCUCGAAGCGGCCGGCCUGAUUGCCCUCUUCUUGCCAACCAAAUCGCGCCAGGGGGGUGCCGAGUCCGCCGAAGCUUCCCCCCCGCCAUGGAAGGAAUGGGUGGCCGAGUGGGUCCGCCUGUGGGCGGCGGUCCCCAACUGCAAGUACUGGGACACGCAGUGGGGCGGCCUGGUGGCACGUGCCAUCAAGCACGUGGCCCCUGCUGACGUGGACUGGGAGCCGCACCUACCGUUCCUUUUCACCAAGUUCCUGAAUGCAAUCGAGGUCCCGGUUGGUAAGUCCCAGGCGCAGUCCCCGAUCGACCGCAGCGCCCCCCGCGAGAUGGCGCGCAUGUUCGCGGGGCAGAGCUUGUCCGAACACAUUGCCGCGUCCGUGGUGCUCCUGUACGGACGCUACCCCAGCGUCCGGCCGCGCUUCGAGGCGUUCGUCGACUAUUUGGAGCAGUACUACCACCCGUCCAACGGAGGCACGUGGACCAAUACGUUGGAGCGGCUGCUGCGGUACCUGGUCAUGAGCUUCCUCAAGCGGCUGGCCAGCGAAAAGAAGCACGCGAACGACCCUGCCGAAUCCAAGCCCCGCCCGCCCCCGCUGACGCCCGAGCUCCGGCAAGCCUUUGUGACGUCAAUGAUGCGGUUUGUGGACCGCGCGCAGUACAGCAAGAGCCCGCUCAUGGUGGGCCAGGCUGCCAGCGCAGCCAUGGGCCUUGCGUAUGCGGAGCCCACCGUCGUGCUGCCGCUCGCGAUUGCACGCUUCCAGCAGGCCGUCGAGACGGUCACGGCAACCCACCAGCUCGAGUCUGCGGUCACCACGCUCGCCCUCUGCACGCGGCCCAUCCUCCUCGCGUCCCCCCCCUUCGGCAGCCCUGGAGCUGACCCCAUGGAACUGGACGAGGUGCCCCUUGGGGCCGCCCACGUGGGCCAGCUGGCAGCCGGCCGAGCUGCCAUCGCCGACGCGCUGAUGCACACGCUCCCGGGGAUCGAUGCGAACGAUCCCCCGAAGACGCUCGCGACGCUGCAGCUGUACGCAUCGGUCCUGUCUAGCGUGGGAACCAUCGGCGACCCAGAAGAUGGCGGCAGCGGCGUGCUCCCGCUGGACUGGUCGGACUGGGUCGCCGAGUUCCUGCGGCGGCUGCUGGCCACGCUGCAGAACCUGGAGCCCAGCUCGGCGGCCACGUCAGCAUCCGGAACGUUCUUCAUGUCGGGGGGGUCCAUGUUCCGCCCCAUGCUGGAGCUGCUCUUUGGGCGCCUGACUCUGCCGCUCUACAAGCAGGCCCUUCGCAAAAUCACCGAAUUCGUGACCAGCACCGUCGUUCCUGGGGCCGAGGCUGAGGUGGGCUUCCUGUGCGGCGCGGCUAUGUAUGCGCGACCGGAGCUGGCCGCCCCCGCUCUAGUUCCCCCUCUGGUGGACAAAGUGCUGCGGCUGCUGGAGGGGACCGAGACCACAGGGGCGAGCGGGGCGGAGUCGGGCUGGGUCAAGGACCAGGGCAACAAGAAGGUCCCCGCCCUGUCGUCCGCUCUCGCGGGCAGCGUGGCAUAUCACCUGGACGUGCUGUGCACGCUGCUCAUGUUCGGGGGCCCUGGAUUGGUCGCCUUCAAGGACAGCCUCGUCAAGCUGCUGGCGGCCGCGUUCGACGCACCCGCCACAAAGGUGGUGGAGGCCGCCAACCGCGUCCUCCAGAGCCUCCUGAGCAGCCUCGUCCUCUACUACUCCCUGGACGAGUACCGUUCCGUCCCGGGCCUCCCGGAUUCCGGCGGAAUCGACCGUUGGCUUGGCACCAAGGGCGCCACUCGGGCCUCGCCAGGGAUGAAGCCUACUUGGCACGUGCCUAACGACGACGAGGUCGCGUUUGCAAACGAGCUGCUGACGUUGCACCUGACGGGGGCGCUGCGGGACCUGCGGGCUGUGGUUGCUAACGGGGCUGCCGGCGUAGAGAAGGACAACCUGCGGGUGAUCCUGCUGCGCCUCGACGGCGUCGUGCGCGGCGCCCGCGCCUGCAUCCCCGACUUCCGGUCCGGGGAAGAGCAGUCCGGAGCGGAGCCCCUCACUGUGGUCGGGUCUGCGGGGGCCUCGAUCGGGAGCCCAACGAUGCGGGAUGAGGCUGCGGCAGUCUUGCACGAUGCGUGCAAGUACAUGACCGAGGCGCGCUCCGACGACACGGUGAACAUGCAGCAGCUGCUGCGCGUGAUGGACUGCUUCGCCAACUUCGGCUCCAUCGAGUACUCCACGUGGGCGCACGGCCGCCUCUCCUGGGCCUCCGACGCCAACGCGCUCACCGAGCCCAAGUUCUCGGUGCUGCCCGGUGGGGACGAUGCGCAGUCCAGGAGGAGGCCUCACUGGCUGCUGGUCGAGAAGUCGUUCCUCCACCUGACGUGGCGCGCCUCCCAGGCGCACUACCGCCCCUUCUUCCCGGACCGCCUCGCGGCGCCGCCGCCGUCAGUUGUCACGCUGACGCAAGACCUGCUGCAGAUGUGCCUCUCCCGCUACAACGCCGUCAGAACGUCUGCGCGUGGCCCCCUGGAGCGUAUCCUCAAGCGGUACCCCACGCUGGUCGAGACUUGCAUGCCCACGCUCUCUGGCGCAAUGGGCGGCCCCGACAGCAACGAAGAAACCGCGAUGGGCGCGUGCGCCCUCUACUCGACACGUGUCCUCAUGCGGCGCGUCACCCAGGACUGGCCCGCCAUGGCGUCGUUCCUCACCGCCAUGCUCGCGAGCGAGAAGCAGGAGUCAGUGCGCGCGCAGGCCGCGAUCAACGAGGUGUUCGUGGUCUUCGCGCUGCGCUUUAGCCGGCCGAGCGUCAGCGGGGGCAAGGGGCCCAAGUACAGCGACGUUCUCGAGAAGAUUCAUUCGCUUCUCGCGGAAGAUAAGCCGUCGGCGCUGCACUGGCGAUAUACGAUCAUGGCGAACGCGUUCCUGCUGCUGCUGACGAGCCACGGCGCAGCGGCCCCGCUCCCGGGGGGCGGGAACGCCAGCGCGAAGAGCCCCCUAGAGCACUUCCUGCGGAACCUGAGCAGCGAGCUGCCCCCCCUACGGCCGUUGUCAGUGGUCGCGCUGCUGAUGCUGCUGCAAGGGGGGGACGAACCCGCGCUACAGCUGAACCCGAAAGCCCUGAAGCUGACGUCACUCAAGGACGCGGGGUCGGAGAUGGACGUCGACGAGGCCGAGGGCGGUGACGUCAGCGGGGGGAGCCAAGCUGCGGAGAAGCAGCCGGCCACUGUCUCUGGGGGGCAGGUGGUCGCUGCUGACGUCAGCAGCGCGCAGCCCGCCGGGGGGUACGGUGUGCUGGCGGACAUGGUGGCGUCAAAGGGCUUUGCGGAGAAGGCGCUGCGCAACCUGGCGCUGGACCACAACCUCUCCGAGGGGGGCUCCAACUCAGCAGGGGGCCUCGGGGCGGCCGCCGCGAGAAUGUUCCAGCAAGGGGGCGCGUCGCUGAUCAAGGCCAUGGGCGCGGUCGCGGCCGCAAAAGAAUGGCCGCACACGAAGACGAAGGACGCCGCGAACCGGGCCGUGGCGGCGCAGGCGUUCAACCCGACGUACGCGCAGCUGUUCGAGCGCCUGGCGGGGGUGUGCAGCGCUGAGGCGAUCGCAGCCUUGCAGACCCCCCUGGAGGAGGCGGUGGGCGCGGUGCACGACCGGCCGAGCCAGUGCAUCGCGGCGGAGGCGAUGGCGGGGCUGUUGCACGGGGGGGGGCACGCGGUGCGGGGGGCGUGGGACACGUGGAUGAAGGGGCUGCUGCAGCAGGCGCUGGCGGGGGCGCUGCCCGAGUCGCAGGGGGAGUGGGCGGCGUGCCUGCGCUACGUCGCUACCGGCGACGGUCCCUGCGGACAUCAAUCUCCUUCUCUGCGGUCGGAGGUCUUGGCGUGCGCCGCGGAGCCCGUCUCCUCGACCGCUGCCUCCGGCCAGGUGGCAAAGCGGCUGAUCUUGCUGGGGUCCGUUCUGGCGGAGCUGACGCAAGCGGGGGAGGACGACCCGGCGCUGCAGUUCAAGGCGGCGCUGCUGGAGGAACUGGAGGGGAGCAUGGCCAACCCGGCGCGGCAGGUCCGAGAAAACGUGGGGCGGCUGCUGGCCAUGCUGUUCGCGAACCUGGCUCAGUCGCCUGCUUCCGGCUCGCCCGCUGGUGCCACGUGGCCGACUCUACAGGCACGAGCGGCCGCGCUGCGGCAAAGCCUGGUGGAGCAGGCGCCGGCCGCGGUUGCCAAGGUGCAAGAGAUAAGCGGGGGAAGCGAGAGCGGCGAGCACGACGAGGCGGUCCGCUGGAUGGAGACGGUCCUCUUCUUCGUGAUCAGCGCCGUCAAGUCCGGCGACGCCGCGGGCCUGGCGCCCACUAUCGUACCCCUCCUACACCCCAUCAUGGCGGUCCAGGAAGUCUCCGACCAGGACUUCGCGCUCCUGGCCAAGCAGGCCCUGGCCUAUCUCAAGUACCUCCCUCUGCCCGGUUCGUCCCUACCGGGCACCGCCCGGGAGAUUGUGGCCGCCUGCGGCGCUGCCAACUGGCACACCCGCGCAGCGGCGCUGGUGUUCCUGCAGGCGUUUGCGUACCGGCACUCGUUCCUGCUGGAGGCGGAGGAUUCACACCGGCUGCGCGAGGCCGUGCUGCAGCUGCUGGCGGACUCGCAGCUGGAGGUGCGAGAGCUGGCAGCGGCCACUUUGACCGGCCUGCUGAAGGGCGACGACGGGUCCUUUGCUGCUUCCGUCCGGGAGCGGUGCACCGCGGCCGCCAAGGAGGCGCACGCCUACUCCAAGAACUCAAAAAAGAAGAAGGCCGCGGGUGGCGGCGCAACGUCCCCCUUCGAGUCCGUUCCCGCGCGGCACGGUCCCAUCCUCGGUCUGUCAGCAUGCGUGCUGUCAAGCCCGUACGAUGUGCCGAAGUGGCUCCCGAAAGUGCUCAUGACGCUGGCCGAGUCGGUGCACGAGCCGUCCCCGAUCAACACGACGGUGACGAAGACGUUUGGGGACUUUAAGAGGACGCAUGCGGACACAUGGACGCUGCACCGCACGGAGUUCAGCGAGGAAGAGUUGGACGUCUUGGCGGAUCUGACCUCGUCGGCAUCGUACUUUGUCUAGGUGUCGGGCCCGUUUGGUGGACGUAGGGGUCUGGAGACCAAGCUACAGACGCUAAUGUUUGCUCGCUUAACCGCCGCGUUUCUUGAGAUCGUCGAGCAAACAUGAUGAUUGCAAUACAUGGCUUCCAUGAAUUCGUCUACGUGCAUGCGCU
Messenger RNA from Klebsormidium nitens, 6169 nucleotides. NCBI's taxonomy places the organism in Eukaryota, Viridiplantae, Streptophyta, Klebsormidiophyceae, Klebsormidiales, Klebsormidiaceae. The record is from the annotation of a GenBank genome assembly.